GGAGAGCGAAACGUGGGGAUCAAAUCGGUCAUCUUACACACUGCAAAUUUGCUAACCCCGCUUUCUUCCUCUGUUCUAGGGCUCCGUUCAAUUUUCUCGGAUAUUUCCCCGGAAAAUAAUCAUAGGAGUAAUGGACGGGAAUUUGGAAAUCUCUCUGGACAAGCUUCCGAUCAGGCGCUUGGAAUCCAUUGAAGAAAACGGAGCCGAACGAUACCCUUCUGAUGUAGGGUAUGAGGAGAAGAGAGUGAACCUGAUUCGUCGAAUAGACUUCGGAUGGGCGGUGGAGAGAGAAGAUCCGAGCAAGAAGCGGAAGAAGACUUCUUCUUCGAAAGAGGAUGCAACGACGCCGUGGCCGUGGCAGAGCAUGGUGGAGAAUCUGAAGUUGGCUCAUCAGGAGCUCUCUGUCAUCAUCGAUCUCAUCAAUACCGUGGAAGCUAAUGAUGCAGUUACAGUAGCUGGCAUGACCAGGCCGAAGCAGUUACCUAAUGAACAAUUGUCUGAUCUUGCUGUAUCUACGGCAACAAAGCUGCAAUGUUUCCGGCAACUUGGAAAAUAUUUCAAGCAAUCUGCCAAAGCAUUGGAACAGCAAGUGGCUAGGGAAGCAAGAUUCUACGGUGCUCUCAUUAGAUUGCAGCAAAACUGGAAAGUUAAACGGCAGCGUGUGGUCGCUGCCACUUCUAGCAACGAAGGGUUCUAUAUUGAUCUAUUAGACAAUUCAUUACAUGAUUCAGCGGCCAUAUCUCGCCCAUCUGCUUUAUCAACAGUGCGCAUCGAGCAUGACCCAGCUGGAAUGCUUUCUGUGAACUUACCUCCAAAGUCAUGCCGCUCUCUUCAAUUUGUGUUUCUUGGUGCGCAUCUGUAUAAUUAUCCAACACAAUCUAGUAAAAUGCGAACUCAUUGCUCCUCUAAGGAUCCAUCCAAAGAAACUAAAAAAGAACAUUUGAGUGAUGAUGAAUCUGUUAAAGAAACCCAUUCAGUCAUCCGUCAAGUUCAUCGUGCAAUCUUUGACGAGCAGGUUUUUGAUUUGGUGAAUCGUGAAGCAUUCAACCAGUCUUUAGGUGUGAAUGUGACCGGAAUACGAGAAAACUAUUUACAAUUGAGCAUAGAUCAAGGAGCUUCUGCAUCUAUUUCGCUUGUGCCGUCUUGGAAAGAAAAUCAAACAGUUGACAGUGCAGGGACUCAGAAUUUAGAAACUGCAAUAGUACCUUUAGAAACAUUUGAUGGGUCAAGGUUAGGUGAAGGGAAAAGUGAUACCCAUAAAAGAAAACCCAAGCUUCCUAAUCAAGUUAGUUGUGAAAUCUUUUUGGAGCAAAUUUUUCAUGAACAAGUACUUGUGAAAGCAAAGGAUGGAUCGACAUCUGCUGUUAGAACUCAGUUAGCCAAUCAUCCAGCGAAGAAUCGGUUAAAUCUUCUGGGUCAUUUCUGCAUGUCUCUGGCUCACAGGAUCUUUUCAAACAAAGUUCUCGCUGAGCUGGAAAAUCUGGUUUCUGGGGUCCCAUAUGUCCAUCUUAUAUCCCAUCAUACUUGGAAUUCUCGUACAUCUUCGUGGACCCUCUCUAUGAAUGUUCCUCGGUCCAUUGUUCAUGCCGGAUCCCAAAUCCAGAACUCGGGCAUUAAACAUAUUGAGGAUGGGAAGUCACAGUUUCGGACUAAGGUGGUUGUGAACGAUGAUUGCAUCAAUGUAGAAGGGGAGGGUGCACCAAAUGUUGUUGGCCUCUUCAAAAGGUCUGAGAGCAUCUGCUCUACGAACAGAUAUGACUGUGACUUGGCAGAUCUUCCUGUGAUACUUCUUCAGCAGAUUGCAAGCCAGGUUAUUCGGUGGCUUCACGAGGAAGCUCUUAUGGUUGGAAUAAAAGCAAAGCGAGACUACCUGUGCUUAUCCUUUGAGUUAGACCAAGGAGAAACACUAGGUUUAGUAGCUCAUGUGGAUCCAGAAGAUACCCAAGGGUGCAUCUCCUGGUGGUUGGUGGUGGAGGAUGGAUUCACUGAGGAAAGCAAAUUUCAUCCAGAUAUUUCUGAUGGCGGAUCCGAAACUCGGAAAUUCCUGGGUUAUUUAUCACUUGAUGUGUUGUAUUCGACAUUGAUGGACUUGGUUUGUCUCUGCAAUGGUGGUGGGAGGCCCUGAUUCUGCACAUUCUUCCUGCACUUUGUUAGUGGGCUAGGCUUCCGGUGAUUAUGCGGUUUUGAUGAGCCAAAGCAUUUCUCUUGUACUUUCUUUGCUGAUUUUCCCCCCUUUGCUCUCAUUUGUCUUAUUCGAUUGUGCUGAUCUUAUAAAGGGCAUAAUGGAUGAAAUUAACGGAGCCUGUUCUCCUAAAUUAGUGAUGAUUUUCAUUGCAA
Molecule: messenger RNA, 2337 nt
Organism: Rhododendron vialii
Lineage: Eukaryota; Viridiplantae; Streptophyta; Magnoliopsida; Ericales; Ericaceae
Product: mediator of RNA polymerase II transcription subunit 17
Exons: 8
Coding region: 131-2125 (664 amino acids)
Biological process (GO): regulation of transcription by RNA polymerase II
Cellular component (GO): core mediator complex; mediator complex
Molecular function (GO): transcription coregulator activity
Source: RefSeq, a predicted model, not a curated record